This is a messenger RNA of Danio aesculapii, 4384 nucleotides long. It is a transcript of the gene nlrp3, whose product is annotated as NLR family pyrin domain containing 3. The transcript is spliced from 9 exons. Lineage: Eukaryota; Metazoa; Chordata; Actinopteri; Cypriniformes; Danionidae. The record is from RefSeq and is a predicted model, not a curated record. Gene Ontology annotation, molecular function: protein binding.
CAAAUAGAAUAAUAUAGGAUAAUAAGAAAUCUGUAUUGAUGUAUUGUGCAUCAAGUUAUGUUGAAGUAAGCUGACAUAAGUUCAAAUCAAGUUCAACCUGUUAUAUAAUUAUCCUCGUAAAAGAUCUAGGGAGACAAGAUGGCGUCUGCUCCUGAACAUCAUUUAGAAGAAGUGAAAGAGCUGGACAAUGAAAAACCAAAUAGGUCUGAAAGUGAAAGGGAGAAGGCAGAAUCGGUGGAUGAGUCCCUGCAGAUGAUCAGCCCUUCUCACACCGUCAGUGUGGAUCUGAAUGCUGGAACGGGUGCAACUCUAAUUUCCCCGGUUCUUUCUGGAAAUAUCAUCAAAGGUUCAGUAAACAUCAGCUUACACGCUGGUGUCAAUGAAUUUUCACCCCAUCCACGCAAAGGACAGACGUCCCAGAAAGAAGAUGAUGACUUCUUGCAAGAAGUCCUCAAAAAACACAAGGAAAGCAUGAAGACCAGUGCACGUGUGUUUGAGGGAAAGAAAGACAACAAAACAGACAUCAAUAAAGUGUACACCAAGCUGUUCAUCACCGAAGGGGACAUGAAAGAUGUCUGCAAAGAACACGAGGUUCAGAAGUUUGACCUAGCCUUGCAGAUGCCCAGAUUUGAGGACAAACCAAUCGACUGUAAUGAAAUAUUCAAUUUAUUGAGGGAGAAGGACGCGGAAAACAUUGUUCUGACCAAAGGCAUCGCCGGCAUUGGAAAGACAUUCUCCGUGCACAAGUUCAUCCUGGACUGGGCUGAUGGAAGAGCCAAUCCGGAUGUGGACUGUAUGUUUCUGCUUCCAUUCCGAGAGAUUAACCUGAUGAUAAAAGAAGGAGACUUUAGUCUUCAUGAGCUUCUGCUGGAAUUUUACCCUGACAUCACUGACGUGGAAAACACAAAGUUUUAUGAAAAAUGCAAACUGGCGUUCAUUUUUGAUGGGCUUGAUGAGAGUCGCCUGGAUUUGGACUUUAGCCUCAGAUCAGUGAACCGUGUCCAUUCGCGCGCAUCUAUCGAUGCUUUAUUUACAAGCCUCAUCAAAGGAAAGCUGCUUCGUUCAUCUUUCAUCUGGGUGACUUCACGUCCCACAGCUGCCAAUCUGAUCCCUCCUGAACACGUAGGGUUAUUCACUGAGGUGCGCGGAUUCACUGACAAGCAGAAGGAAGAGUACUUCAGAAAAAAGAUCCCAGAUAAAGAUCAAGCCUCCAGGAUAAUCACCCACAUCCGGACGUCCCGCAGUCUCUACAUCAUGUGCCACAUUCCCGUGUUCUGCUGGAUCACCGCCACCGUUCUGCAGGAUAUUCUCCAGAAGAACAACAGGGAGGACAUUCCCUCCACCCUCACUGAGAUGUACGUCCACUUUCUCCUGAUACAGAUGAACAUCAAGAACCAGAAGUAUGAGGAAAAACCUGUACGGGAUCGUACAGUGCUUUUGAGCUCAAACAGAGACAUGAUUUCUAAGUUGGCCAAACUGGCAUUCGAACAGCUGAAGAAAGAGAACGUCAUGUUCUACCGGGAGGACCUGGAAGCAUGCGGCAUUAACGCCGACGAAGAGUCCACAGGACUGUGCACUGAGAUCUUCAAGAAAGACUCUGUUCUGCAUGAGAUGAAGGUUUAUUAUUUCAUACACUUGAGUGUGCAGGAGUUCCUUGCUGCACUGCAUGUGUUUCUUUGCUACUUGGAGCUGGAAAAAGACAUGAACUGGACUGUUAGUGACCUGAUGUUCUUCCUGGAGGAUUCACGUCCUAAACAGAAGGAGCUGUUGUACGUUCUGCUGAAGAAGGCGAUCGAUAAAUCGGAGAAGAGCGAUCGAGGGCAUUUUGAUCUCUUCCUGCGGUUCCUGCUGGGCAUUUCUCUUGAGUCCAAUCAGAAGCUACUCAUCGGCAUCCUGGACGAAACAAAGAACAGUAAACAAAGCAUCAGUAAAACAGUUCAGUACCUCAAGCAAUUGCAAAACAAUGACAAAUGCCCUGAUAAAUCUAUCAACCACUUCUUCUGCAUCCUGGAACUGCAGGACAGAACUCUGUACCAACAAAUCAUGAAUUAUCUGAGGUCAAAGACUGGUCAGCUGAAAGUCGUGUCCAGAUCAAACUGCUCAGCGCUGGUGUAUGUGCUUCUGAUGUCAGAGGAAGUGCUGGACGAAUUCAACCCAAAAUUGUUCAACAAAACAUAUGCGGGAUGCAGGAGUCUCGUGCCAGCCGUGAGAUGCAGCAGAAAGGCCCUGUUUUCAGACUGUGGACUGACAGAAACAUGCUUUGAAACAGUAGCUUUGGCUUUACAGCUGGAGAACUGUCCUCUGGUUGAGCUGGACCUGAGCUACAACUACAGUCUGGAGGCGGGAGUGAACGUGAUUUGUGCUGGACUCAAGAGCCCACACUGUCACCUGGAGAUCCUCAGGUUGGCCGGGUGUCAUUUAGGGCAGGACAGCUGUAUGCAGGUGGUCUCUGCGCUUCAGAGUAUCUCACAUCAUCUAAAAGAGCUCGACCUCAGCAGAAAUGAUCUGCAGGACUCAGGACUCCAAAAGCUCCUACAAGGGAUGGAGAAUACAGAGAACAGACUUCAAUGCUUAAGGUUCAUUUUGAAAUGAUGCAGGUUGAGCUGGUGUAACCUCACUGAAAUGAGCUGUCAGCAGCUUUCCACGAUUUUGAGCUCCGAUUCGGUCUUGAGAGAGCUGGACCUGAGUAACAAUGACCUGCGGGAUUCAGGAGUGAAGCUGCUCUCUGAUGGACUGAAGAGUCCAAACUGUCAGCUGGAGAUACUGAGGUUGUCUGGCUGUAUGGUGACAGAGGAAGGCUGUGGUUUUGUGUCUUCAGCUCUGAGUUUAAACCCCUCACACCUGAGAGAGCUGGAUCUGAGCUACAAUCACCCAGGACAAUCAGGAGUCCAGCUGCUCCAACACACACUGGAGGAUCCUCAAUAUACACUGGAGAAACUCAAAACUUUUUCUAUGGGUGACCACUUCAUCAAAUCUGGGAUAAUAAAGUAUGCGUUCGAUAUCACUCUGGAUCCAAACACAGCUCACGUUCAUCUGUUUCUCUCUGACGGAGACAGAAAGGUGAUGCUAAAAGAGAAACAGCCGUAUCCCGAUCAUCCAGAGCGAUUUGAAGAGGACCAUCAAGUGCUGUCCAGAGAGAUUCUGUCUGGACGCUGUUACUGGGAGACUGAAUGGACGGGUCAGGAAGGGACGGUCGGUGUAACAUAUGAAAGCAUCCCGAGGAAACCUGAUGAUCUUUUGUCGGGCAGGUGCAUGCUUGGAAACAACAUCAUGUCAUGGAAGAUUACGUGUGGAAGUCGCACACAUGUUUCUCACGCUGAAGAAGAUAUUAAUGUGAAAUCUCCAUCCUCUGGCUCAUGUAAAAGAGUGGGUGUGUAUGUGGACACAACCGCUGGUGUUUUGUCCUUUUACCACGUCUCUGACACACUCACACACUUGUACACCUUCCUCACGCCUUUCACACAGCCUCUCUAUGCAGCAUUCAGAGUGGAUGGAGAAUCUGUGUCUGUCUGUCAGAUACCGUAAACAGAGUCUUUUAAAUCCGAAGUCCCCCUUAAGAAAAAAUACUAUAGUAACUUAUAGUAAACACUGCAGUGUUUUUGAGUCACACUAGAGUACUUAAUUUUUUUUGUGGUGAUUCUACAGUUGCUAUGGUAACACAGCAACUAUAGUGAUUGAUUUGUUGUGCGAUUCCACAGUUGCUAUGGUAACACAGCAACUAUAUUAAUUGUUCUGUUGUGGUCAUUCUACAGUUGCUAUGGUAACACAGCGACUACAGUAAUUGAUCUAUUGUGGCGAUUCCACAGUUGCUAUGUUAACACGGCGACUACAGUAAUUGAUCUGUUGUGGUGAUUUUAAAGUUGCUAUGGUAACACAGCAACUAAUGUAAUUGAUCUGUUGUGAUGAUUUAACAGUUGCUAUGUUAACACAACGACUACAGUAAUUGAUCUGUUGUAGUGAUUCUACAGUUGCUAUGGUAACACAGCAACUAAUGUAAUUGAUAUUUUGUGGAGAUUCGACGGUUGCUGUGGUAACACAGCGACUAAUGUAAUUGAUUUGUUGUGAUGAUUAUACAGUUGCUAUGGUAACACAGCGACUACAGUAAUUGAUCUGUUGUGGGGAUUCAACGGUUGCUAUGGUAACACAGAGACUACAGUAAUUGAUCUGUUGUGGCGAAUUCAUAGUUGCUAUGGUAACAGCGACUACAGUAAUUGAUCUGUUGUGGUGAUUCCACAGUUGCUAUGGUAACAGAAAAUAUAUUAAUUGAUCUGUUGUGGUGAUUAUAUAGUUGCUAUGGUAACACAGUGACUACAGUAAUUGAUCUGUUGUGGUGAUUCCACAGUUGCUGUGGUAACACUGGAACUAAAGUAAUAUAAACAAAUGA